AUGGAGCUGCUGCACCUCUCGCGGGAGGCCCGGAGACAGAAGAGGAGGAGUGCAGCAAACACAAAAGCAGCAGCAGCAGCAGCAGCAGCAGCGCCGGCGCCUUCCAACAGCAACACCAGCGACAGCAGCAGCACGAGCGGCACGCCCAGAACGGGUAGCAGCAGCCACAGCAGCAGGUGCAGCAGCAGCUGCAGCAGCUGCAGCAGCAGCAGCAGCAGCAGAAGCCACCCCUUAGCUGGGCGCUCGCUGCGGCAGCGGCUGGCCUCGUGCGGCAGCAGCAGCUUGAGGUGUACAGACACCGCAGCAGCGCCGCCCAUUCGCCGCAGCGCCUCAGCCCCCGCUUUUGCUGCUGCUGCUGCUGCUGUUAAAUUUGUCCUUGAUAAAAGGAGGCUGCUGCUGCUGCGGAGAAGCGGCAGCAGCAGCAGGCUGGCAGCAAGCAGCAGGAGCAGCUCUGUCGCGCAAACAAAGGACGCAGCGCCUGCGGGCCCCACAGCAGCAGCAGCAGCAGCUGCUGCUGCUGGAGCAGCAGCAGCAGCAGCAGCAGCAAGAGCUGCGUCCUUGCGUUCUGAUGCCCCUGCAGCUGCUGCAGCUGCAGCUGCUGCAGCUGCUGCAGAUCGUGGACCGUCCUGCGUGCAGACUAGAGACGCGUGUGGCCGUGACACAGCAGCAGCAGCAGCAGCAGCAGCAGCAGCAGCAGAACGGGAAGAGCGAGCCCGGGACGCUGCUGCUGUGCUGCAGCAGGAAAAGGAAAGGCAGGAUCUGCAGCAAAAUGUAUUGUGGUGGUUUGCAAAUGACAUACUCAUGCCUUACGACUGA
Eimeria tenella is the source of this 816-nucleotide messenger RNA. RefSeq lists its product as uncharacterized. The transcript has a single exon. The record is from RefSeq and is a predicted model, not a curated record. Bases 1 to 816 code for a protein of 271 amino acids. Lineage: Eukaryota; Apicomplexa; Conoidasida; Eucoccidiorida; Eimeriidae.